UGCUUAUGGGUGCCAUCCAAGGAUUAUUUCUCGCUCAAUUUGAAGUAUUAAGAGCAAGAGGACAUAGUCCUUCCGAAGCAUUCAAUGAAACUGUAGAAGAGGCAACUCAAUCUCUGUACCCAUUAAUUGGGCAAAAUGGAAUGGAUUGGAUGUAUUCUAACUGUUCGACAACAGCACAACGGGGUGCUCUCGAUUGGUAUAAACCAUUUCGUGAUGCAGCUAAACCUGUUUUUGAAAAGCUUGAAAGUGAAAUGUGGAUGGCAGGUAAAGAAGUACGAAAACUUCGCCCCGAGAGAAACAAGUAG
Molecule: messenger RNA, 305 nt
Organism: Dentiscutata erythropus
Lineage: Eukaryota; Fungi; Glomeromycota; Glomeromycetes; Diversisporales; Gigasporaceae
Source: the annotation of a GenBank genome assembly